Molecule: messenger RNA, 2086 nt
Organism: Dermochelys coriacea (leatherback sea turtle)
Lineage: Eukaryota; Metazoa; Chordata; Testudines; Dermochelyidae
Gene: PREB
Product: prolactin regulatory element binding
Exons: 8
Coding region: 123-1586 (487 amino acids)
Biological process (GO): protein secretion
Cellular component (GO): endoplasmic reticulum membrane
Molecular function (GO): GTPase activator activity; guanyl-nucleotide exchange factor activity; protein binding
Source: RefSeq, a predicted model, not a curated record
GGCAGGGCCGGGAUGGGGGGGCUGUGGGUCGGGAGUGAGGGGCAGCGGCAGAGCUGGGGGCAGGGCCGGGCUGGCAGGGGCUGUGGGUCGGGAGUGAGGGGCACUGCCCAGCGGUGCGGAUCAUGUUCUUUCAGCGCCUUCUGGGCUGUUGCUGGUUUUGUGCCCGGGCUCCGGGGCCUGGCUCCUGCGGCUUGGGGGGCAGGCAGGGGGCCUAUGCUGAGCCUGUCCUCCCCAUGCAGCUGCCUUGGGGGGAGCCCGUGCCUGGUGGUGCUGGGGUGCGACGGCUUGGCUGGAGAGCGCCACUGCCGGGCUGCCUGAAGCCGGCUUGGGAUCCGCGCGGUGGGCCCAGGCCUGGGUGUCCUCUGGGCUCCCCUGCCCCACACCCCUCCCGUCUCGGGCUGUCGCUGAUCGCUCUGUGCCCUGGCGUCUCCCUCUGCUCCCUGCAGCAUUUCCUCCAGCUGGAGCAGAUUGGGGGCCAGCUCAGCGCCUCGCUGCUGCACUCCCAUGACACAGAGACCCGGGCCACCAUGAGCAUGGCGCUGGCUGGCGACGUCAUCGCGGCAGGGCAGGAUGCCAGCUGCCACAUCCUCCGCUUCCGCCUGCAGAGGCCCGGCGAGAACAGCAGUGGCAACAGCGGUGGCAGUGCCCCCAGCAAGGCUGGUGGUGCGGAGAAGGGCCCCCGGAAGCGAAGGGCCCCCAACCCCUCUGAGGAGGGCGAGGGCGACACGAGGAGUGAGACGGGCGAGGUGGCUGUGGAGACGCUGUGCAACGUGCAGACCGACUUCAGCCCCGACGCGCUGCAGAAGGCUGUGCGUGUCAGCGCGGACCAUUCGCUGCUGGCCACGGGCGGCGUCGACGGCUUCCUCCGAGUCUGGGAGUUCCCCAGCAUGAAGAAGGUGUGGGAGUUCAAAGCACAUGACGGGGAGAUUGAGGACAUUGCGCUGGGUCCCGACAACAAGGUGGUGACGGCGGGCCGGGAUUUCCAGUGCUGCGUGUGGCAGAGGGACCAGCUGGUGCUGCGGCUGCGCUGGGACGAGAACAUGCCGGGCAUCCCUGACAAAACCUACCGCUACCAGGCCUGCAGGUUCGGGGUGGUGCAGGACCAAGCAGAGGAGCUGCGACUCUACACGGUGCAGGUGCCCCACAAGCGCAGGCGCCGCCCCCCACCCUGCUACCUCACCAAGUGGGAUGGCAAAAGCUUCCUGCCGCUGCUCACCCAGCCCUGCGGGGGCGAGGUCAUCUCCUGCCUCUCCAUCAGUGACUCGGGCACGUUCCUGGGGCUGGGCACCGUGACAGGCUCGGUGGCCAUUCACGUCUCCUUCUCGCUGCAGAGGCUGUACUACGUGAAGGAGGCGCAUGGCAUCGUGGUGACGGAUGUGGCCUUCCUGCCCGAGAGCCAGCGGGGCCGGGAGCUGUUGGUGGAGAACGAGGCCGCCCUGCUCAGCGUUGCCGUGGACAGCCGCUGCAAGCUGCACCUGCUGCCCCCAAGGCGCAGCUUCCCCGUGUGGCUGCUGCUGCUGCUCUGUGCUGGCCUGGUGGUGGCCACCAUCCUGCUGCUGCAGCUGGCCUUCCCCGGCUUCCUGUAGCCGUGAGGAGCCCCGCGGGCGGGGGGCUGGGCUCCAGCCUGGCCCCGGGGCCAGCGAGAGACUCCCCUGCCUCGAGUACAGCAGGACAUUGCUCCAGGGCUGCGGGAUCCUCGCCUGCCUGGUCCUGCCCAGCUCCCCCCAGGACAAUGUGAAGCAGCUCAGAGACCUGCAGCCCCUUGACCCCACGCCGGGUGCUCUUGCUCAGAGCCUGGCCCUGCCCUGCCCACCCCUGCUGGAGCCAGGGGGCACAGGCCACUGGUGAGCCACCCGUGGGGGGAUGUGUGCUCCCGGCGUCUCCCCGAGUUGAGCUCUCAGUGACGGUGAGAUGUUCUGGCUCGGCCCGGCUGGCUCAGCCAUGGCACGGGGCUGAGAGCUGGCUCUGGGGGGUGGGGAGAGCCCAGCUUGUGCCAGUCGGCCCCAUGAUGCCCAUCCAGCUGUGCGCCAGCGGUGCCAACCUGCACUCCUGCAGCUCGCUGGCUGCCAUUAAAACUGGAGUCUGA